Messenger RNA from Hippoglossus stenolepis (Pacific halibut), 3028 nucleotides. It is a transcript of the gene rtn4rl2b, whose product is annotated as reticulon 4 receptor-like 2b. The transcript has 4 exons. Gene Ontology annotation, molecular function: protein binding. The record is from RefSeq and is a predicted model, not a curated record. Gene Ontology annotation, cellular component: plasma membrane. The coding region runs from base 91 to 1473 and encodes 460 amino acids. Lineage: Eukaryota; Metazoa; Chordata; Actinopteri; Pleuronectiformes; Pleuronectidae.
UCGAUCACCAGGGCUGAACCUCAGCAGAGAUAGCAGCAAGCAGGCAUCUCCACGCUGCGCAGGCUAACUCGCUUUCGGCUUUGGUUCGAGAUGGAGGCUCGUAGGACCAUGAGGAGCUCCCGUGCCCACAACUUCAAGAGUGGACUGACCCUGUGGCUGAUUCUGUGGCUGGUGGUGGUGAAGCCAGGCGGGUUGGCCGCAUGCCCCAGACUGUGUGUGUGUUACCCUACGCCCAUGACGGUCAGCUGCCAGUCCCAGAACCUCACCAUAGUGCCGGCUGGUGUGCCCUAUGACUCGCAGCGUGUUUUUCUGCAGAACAACCGCAUCACAGAGCUUCGCGCAGACUCUUUUGGCUUUGAAACUCAGGUGCUGUGGCUAUACGGCAACAACAUCACAUGGAUCGAGGCCGGGGCCUUCAGUAACCUGAGGGUUCUGGAGGAGCUGGAUCUGGGUGAUAACCCCCUUCUGCGGCGCCUGGAAGGUGGAGCAUUCAGGGGAUUGGAGAAGCUGCAGAGCCUGCACAUGCACCGCUGCAAGCUGGCCGCUCUCCCCCAUGACCUGUUCCACAAACUGUACAGCCUGCAGUUUCUCUACUUGCAGGAGAAUCAGCUCCACUUUCUGCAGGAUGACCUCUUCUCAGAUCUGGUCAACCUCACCCAUCUCUUCUUACACGGAAACCGCAUCCGUGCCCUUUCUGAGAAUGCGUUCAGAGGCCUGGUCAACCUGGACCGCCUCCUCCUCCACGACAACCGCAUCAGGCAGGUCAACCGUCGUGCUUUCCGUGACCUGGGCCGCCUGACCAUCCUUUACCUUUUCAACAACACCCUGGCCGAGAUGCCAGGCCAGGCCAUGAAAGACGUCCAGGGCAUCCAGUUCCUGCGUCUGAAUGCUAACCCUUGGUCCUGCGGUUGCGAAGCUCGUCCCCUGUGGGAGUGGUUCCGCAAAGCCCGCAUUGCUUCCUCCGACCUCAUGUGCACCUCCCCAUCCCAGCGUCAGGGCCAAGACCUCAGAUUCCUCCGGGAGCUGGACUUCGCCCUCUGCCCCCUGGCUGACCCCGGCUCCAUGGCUGGAACCACCACGACCACCUUCAGCACCAAGACCCGCUGGUGGUUCUCCAAAAACAAGCCCGCAUCUUCGUCCAAGGCCCUGCACCAGAAGAGCUCAGAGACGGUGAAGGCCUUCCCCUUCGCCGCUGUAAAGCCUCAGUACCUCCCCAAGACCCCCGUCGAAUCCAUCCCUUCCAAGUAUGAACUGUCGGCCGAUGAAGCGGCACUCCCCAAGCUGGACCCAGAAGAAUACUGGGCCAACUACGGCAACGAAGACGCCUCCGUCCCCUGCUUCGAGCUGGAGUGCCCCCAAGGCUCGGACAACCCAGCAUUCCCUUCAUCCUCCCUCUCACUCAUCACUCCAUCCGUUCUCCACCUCCUGACCCUCUCCAUAGUCACCUUCUCCCUUCAUCUCCUUUUUGGCUGAACCCUUGCCUCCUCCACUCCUUUUUCCUCCUCUAAACUCUCCCCCUGCUCUUUCCUACUCUAACAUAAACCUGGAUCUUGAUUCCUUUCAGCCACCUCCUCGAGGUGCUAUACUGCAGGAGACAGGCGAGGCAGCAGGGAGCUUACCUAAAGAGCAGAGAUCAUUAAAGCUGACGUAGAGCAGGACAGGACUUCAGUAUCGAAGUAGCUGCUGCUUAGUGGUUCAGACUUUGAAAGCAUCAGAGAUAACAUCAUGAAAACUGAUUCUAAUAUCAACAGUCUCAAGGUAAAAACCUACAACGGUUUUGUGAAAUGACCCUGUGCAGACAGCUAUGGGGUCUCAAGAUGUUUUUUGAUAUCACAGCUGUAAACAACGCAGGCGUUGGGAAUUAUCAACAGCUACAACAAGUACUCACCAUCCAAUCAUUGCUAACAUUAUCCGUCAUUGAUUUACCUUUAUCAGAGAGAUUUAAAGGUUUACAUGGCAUCGCCAGAAGUAGGAGAAAGAGGUUGAUCAACCCAGAUAACAAGAGGCGGUCGAGGAAAGAAAAGAGAAUUAAAGUGAAAAGAAAAUCAAUACAAUGUGAGGAGAGCGAGUUUUAGAUACAUAUCCAAAGGCAGAAAAGGACGAGAGGAUCGUUAUAUCUGCAGCCAAGGCUCCUCGCCUCCUUCAGAUUCAAACUCCUGUGUGAGAUGCCAGCAAACAUCCACCACCCACAUCAUCACUGUAUAUACACCCAUCACACACCGCUCUGUAUUUUAGCUGGCUUUGUACUUUCCUUUUUGUACCAUUUAGUAAACGACAGCUUGUGGUGACAGAGAGAUAGUAAGAACGUAAAUCGAAGGGCAAACAACUGAAAUAUGGAAACUUCUUCUCACCCCUUGUGUUUUCUAGUCUCUUCCUCUUUCAGAAAAACUUGUCCUGACUUCCCAGACUGAAUAAAGAAUCAAAAAUCAAUGUGUUUAGAGCAUUGAUGGUAUAGAUUCAACAUAUCAGAGCUCACUGUCAACAUGAGCAGAGUGAUAGAUAAAGAGAUGCUUAGUAAAGACGACGUGUUUCGCUCGUCAGACUGUUUUGUGUGUGUUUUUUUUUGUUUUGAUUGUGGUUGUGUGUGAGUGAAAGUGUUUUGAGGAGGUGACCUCUUCUGUGUGUGUCUGUGUGUCUGUGUGUGUGUGUGUCCUAAAUGCACUAAAUUCAUAUGACUUAGACCCUGAACUGUUUCAAAAAUGCGCCGGAAUGUGAGUUGAUGUUUUUUUAUCUUCUGAACAUAUUUAAUAAAUCCCAGGGUGUCACCUGGUUUCAAUGACUCAUAUCUGUGUUUUAUUCUCACACAAACAAUAAACACAUCAAAACAACGAAACUGUCACACAUAAAACCAUCUCUUGAGAUGACAACCUCUCUGACUACAGUGAGUCUUUUUGGGUGUUUACCCAUCUGUCCAACACAAUGCCAAUCCUGAUUGAGAUGUGGAUUAUUCAUGCCGACCAUAUGCUCCUCCUCAACCCCAGAUGUUAACAUCUGACUCAUAACUGUGACGUUCUGGAUAGAACAUGAA